AUGAAUUUCUGGCCAGAGUUUCUUGCAAGCAGUUGGGGUAGAGAAUUUGUGGCUGGAGGCUUUGGAGGUAUUGGUGGUGUAAUCACUGGUUAUCCGCUUGACACCAUCCGUAUCUGGCAACAACAGUCGUCGAAGGCCAGUUCUGCCUUUAGCAUCCUUCGCAAUGUCGUGGCCACGGGAGGGCCUGCUGCCCUCUACAAAGGCAUGGCUGCACCAUUGGCUUCGGUCACCUUUCAGAAUGCCAUGGUUUUCCAGAUCUAUGCUGUCCUCUCUCAAGCACUUGACUCAUCUGUUUCAGCUACAGAUCCUCCUUCCUACAAAGGUGUUGUUCUAGGAGGAUUUGGUACUGGUGCUUUUCAGAGCCUAAUUCUCACUCCAGUAGAACUAGUAAAAAUCCGCCUUCAAUUGCAGAACAAUAGCUACACAAAACUACAUCAGUCAGAUCCUUACAAAGGACCAGUUAGUGUUGCCACAAGCAUUUUCAGGACAGAAGGUAUAAAGGGGAUGUACCGAGGUUUAACCAUAACCUUGCUAAGGGAUGCUCCUUCUCAUGGUUUCUACUUCUACACAUAUGAGUAUUUGAGUGAGCAGCUUCACCCUGGCUGCAGAAAGAGUGGCCAAGAAAGCCUCAACACAAUGUUGGUUGCAGGAGGUCUAGCAGGAGUUGCCAGUUGGGUUUCAUGCUACCCCUUAGAUGUUGUAAAGACCAGACUACAGGCUCAAUCACUCUCAUCUCCACAGAAAUACACUGGCAUUGUUGAUUGCUUUGGCAGGAUUGUAAAAGAUGAAGGAUACCACAUGCUUUGGCGAGGAUUAGGAACCACAGUUGCUCGGGCUUUUGUGGUGAAUGGGGCUAUAUUCUCUUCUUAUGAGAUAGCUCUGAGAUGCCUGUUCAACAAUAGAAGCAUUCAAAAGUAG
Quercus lobata is the source of this 918-nucleotide messenger RNA. Its product is annotated as mitochondrial arginine transporter BAC2-like. The record is from RefSeq and is a predicted model, not a curated record. The transcript has 2 exons. Bases 1 to 918 code for a protein of 305 amino acids. NCBI's taxonomy places the organism in Eukaryota, Viridiplantae, Streptophyta, Magnoliopsida, Fagales, Fagaceae. Gene Ontology annotation, molecular function: transmembrane transporter activity. Gene Ontology annotation, biological process: transmembrane transport.